Molecule: messenger RNA, 459 nt
Organism: Arachis duranensis
Lineage: Eukaryota; Viridiplantae; Streptophyta; Magnoliopsida; Fabales; Fabaceae
Product: 14 kDa proline-rich protein DC2.15-like
Exons: 1
Source: RefSeq, a predicted model, not a curated record
AUACGGAACAUGCAAACACAGUCAAUCAUUGCUCUUUAAUUCAUUUAUAAGAGAUUAAGAAAGCUAGGCAUGGCUCCCAAAACACUCUCCUUGAUUUCUGUUUUGAUCGGGAUCAACGUUCUGUUGAUUGCGCAACAUGUCUCUGGAAGUGAGAAGGGUCUUUUGGAGUCCAAAAACAAUAACAACGAUACAGAGACAGAAAGCCUGGAAUUGGAUUGUCUUCACCCGCAGCCGAAGCCGCAGCCAAAGCCGCAGCCAAAGCCCACACCAAGCCCAACUCCAAAGCCCAAGAAAGGAGGAUGCCCAAGGGACACAUUGAAGCUGGGUGUAUGCUCGAGCGUUCUGGACAACCGCGCAAACUUCUCAUCGGGUGUACCAAACACUCCUUGCUGCAAUUUCUUCUUCGGGCUUUAUAACUUUGACGCUGCCUUGUGCCUCUGCACCGCCCUCAAGGGUAAC